AUGGCACACAUGAUGCAGCAAACACCACACACGACAGCGCAGCCCCAACAACAAGCCCAGCAGGCUCAACAGUACGCACAGCAGCCCGCAGCACCAAGGAAUCCAGAGUUGAUUAUGGAUGCUUUGGCAGGAAGCAUCAACGAGUUUCGGUUCGAGGCAGAAUUCGGCGUGACGUUCCCUGCAUGGUAUGCACGUUACGAGGAUUUGUUCGUGCAAGACGCCUCCCGAUUAGAGGAUUCAGCGAAAGUGCGGCUGCUCAUUCGCAAAUUGGGCACAGCGGAACACACGCGGUACUGCAACUUCAUCCUUCCCCGUGUUCCCCGCGACCUCACGUUCGACGAUACAGUUAGCAAACUGAAGGCCCUAUUUGGAAGUGCGGAGUCCCUACUUAGCAAGCGGUACAAGUGUUUGCAAAUUGUAAAAGCGAAUAACGAAGACCUGAUGACAUUCGCAUGUCGGGUUAAUCGCGCUUGUGUUGAUUUCCAAUUCAGCGCUAUGACCGAGGAGCAGUUCAAAUGCUUAAUGCUUGUUUGUGGGUUGAGAGAGGAAGGCGAUGCUGAAAUCCGCACACGGCUUCUUGCUCGCAUCGAGGACAAGGCAGACCUCACGUUGGAGCAGCUUUCUGCCGAAGCUCAGCGCAUCACAAGCUUGAAGGUGGCCAGCGCGAUGAUAGCCACCGAGGGAAACGAGCGAGUUUUCGCUAUGCGCGGUGACUACAAGCAGCGGUACGCGCAGCAGACACAACGCAGCUUCAGCAACCAGCAGCAUCCUCAGCAAGCAGACCGAAGCGCACCAGCAGCGAAACCACCGGGUCCAUGCUGGUUAUGCGGCGAUCAUCAUUGGAUACGAGAUUGUUCGUACCGGUCGCAUAAGUGCGAGGAUUGUGGCAAGUAUGGGCACCGCGAAGGGCAUUGUAACACUGCAGGGCGGAAGAAAAGAAAAAAUAAUUUCUACAAGCGCUCUUCAGUAGCGACAAGGGUAGUUUCCGUUAAUAUUUUUAGCGUACAACAAAACCGGAAAUAUGUGACCAUCCACAUUGGGCAGAAAUCGGCCAGGUUACAGCUCGACACUGGCUCGGACAUUACGAUCAUAGGACGAAAGACCUGGAAACAGCUCGGCAUGCCAACUCUAUCUCCAGCGCAAGUGCACGCGAAAACGGCAACUGGUGCACACAUUCAGCUGGAUGGCGAAUUUGAAGCAAAUAUUACGAUUAACGGAAGGACUGAAACGGCUAUAAUAAGAGUUAUUCCGUCAGAUUUGCAGCUAUUAGGAGCCGAUCUAAUCGAUAUUUUUUCGCUUGCAGCCAUGCCGAUGAACCAGUUUUGCAACAGAAUAGAGAGCGAUUCUGCAAAAUGGGAGAAGCGAUUUCCAGCUGUUUUCCACGGUACAGGUUUAUGCACAAAGGCCAACAUAAAGCUGCAAUUGAAGGAAAAUGUCCGUCCUAUUUUCUGUCCGAAGCGUCCCGUAGCUUACGCCAUGCAGGCAACAGUCGAGAAGGAGCUAGAUAGGCUACAAGCACUCAAAGUCAUUACGCCAGUUGACUAUUCCGAGUGGGCCGCGCCGAUUGUCGUCGUUAGAAAGGGGAACGGUAGUAUUCGCAUUUGUGGGGACUACUCCACCGGACUGAAUUCGGCUCUUCGGUCAUAUGAAUACCCAUUACCGCUCCCAGACGAUAUUUUCGCUAAGCUAGCCCAAUGCAGAUUCUUUAGCAAAAACGACCUUUCAGACGCCUUUUUACAGGUCGAAAUUGAUGCCAGAUAUCGACCCUUGCUAACCAUAAAUACACAUCGCGGCUUAUAUUAUUACAAUCGCCUGCCGCCCGGCAUCAAAAUAGCUCCUGCAGCAUUCCAGCAGCUAAUAGACACCAUGCUUGCAGGACUAAAAGGAACAUCCGGAUAUAUGGAUGACGUAAUCGUUGGUGGCAAAACGGAACGCGAGCACGAUGAAAAUCUGCUGAAUCUAUUCCGCCGUAUACAGGAAUUCGGAUUCACUAUCCGUGCAGACAAAUGUGCGUUCAAAAUGCAACAGAUAGAGUAUCUGGGUUUCAUUGUCGAUAGUCGUGGCCUUAGACCAAACCCAGCAAAAAUCGACAUAAUUCAGAAGCUGCCAACACCAACAAAUAUUAGCGAGGUACGUUCAUUCCUAGGCGCGAUCAACUACUAUGGAAAGUUCGUUUCGAAAAUGCGCGACCUACGAUACCCGCUAGAUAUGCUAUUGAAAGACGAGAGCAAAUUUUUAUGGACUCGGGAAUGUGAUCGAGCCUUCAGCAAAUUCAAGGAAAUACUCUCGUCCGAUUUACUGCUGACACAUUAUGACCCGAACGCCGAAAUUGUGGUAUCUGCAGAUGCAUCAGCAGUGGGACUUGGUGCAACAAUUAGCCAUAAAUACGCCGAUGGCUCGAUAAAGGUUGUACAACACGCAUCAAGGGCGCUAACGCAAGCCGAAACAAGGUACAGCCAAAUAGACCGUGAAGGUCUUGCCAUUAUUUUUGCGGUCACUAAGUUCCACAAGAUGCUGUAUGGUCGUCAUUUUUGCCUGCAGACAGACCACCGUCCACUAGUAAGAAUUUUCGGCAGUAAAAAAGGUAUUCCGGUUUACACGGCAAACAGACUGCAACGAUUCGCACUGACCUUGCAGCUGUAUGACUUCAGCAUCGAGUAUGUUCCCACUACUAAGUUCGGUAACGCCGACAUACUAUCAAGACUGAUAAGGGAACAUGCCAAACCAGAACCGGAGUACAUCAUAGCCAGCGCCGAACUCGAGGAGGAUAGACGUUGCGAGAGCUACAAAUACUGA
Anopheles merus is the source of this 2796-nucleotide messenger RNA. RefSeq lists its product as uncharacterized. The transcript has 2 exons. Gene Ontology annotation, biological process: proteolysis. The record is from RefSeq and is a predicted model, not a curated record. NCBI's taxonomy places the organism in Eukaryota, Metazoa, Arthropoda, Insecta, Diptera, Culicidae. Gene Ontology annotation, molecular function: aspartic-type endopeptidase activity. The coding region runs from base 1 to 2796 and encodes 931 amino acids.